Messenger RNA from Astrephomene gubernaculifera, 2045 nucleotides. Lineage: Eukaryota; Viridiplantae; Chlorophyta; Chlorophyceae; Chlamydomonadales; Astrephomenaceae. The record is from the annotation of a GenBank genome assembly.
AAAACAUUAAGUGCUCCCACCUGUAAUGAUUUGUAACCUGAACGUACUUUGGACGCGGCUCCUUAGUCCAAAGCCACGUCGCAUACCGGUACACUUCAAUUACGCUAGCCCAUAUGGCAUGACCUCGAUACGCAUAUAUAAUUAACUAUUACGCUUUCCCUUUGUUUGGAAUUGUGUAACCAAAGGACGUUUGCCAUUGUUAAGGGUUUACUUGAGUAGUGAGCACCUGCACUAUGGAAGAUUUAGGAUUGCCAUCGCACAGGGCAAUAUUGCCAUCACGCGAAGUACUGUGCGCGAUGCUGAUCGGGCGCGAAGAAUUCCGCUUUUUGUCUUCUUCAGCGCAGCAUCUUGCAGUGCUGGAAUCCCGCAGCGUCAGUAUACCAGCAGCAGUUGUUGCUGUCAGGUUAAACGGCUUCCUGGACCUACGAAGGACAGCUGGUUAUUAUUUCGGCGGCAACUUCGUCCUUCUUGAUGGUGGCCAGAUUUGCGCUCUCGGCGACGUCUUGUCAGACCCUCCAAGCUCAGCUGAAUGGCAGGAAUUGGAGGCCGCGGCAGCGCAGCACAUCCUUUCUGGGCGCUGGAAGCACUUAACGGCUUACGAGGCCGUGGAUUGCGCGCUGCAAAUAGUGAAGCUCUGGCGGUGCGGGCAGUUGCUCCGGCAGCACGGCUUUCCGCUGCCGCCGCCGCCACCUCAGCCCACGGACACAACACCAUCACACGCUUCGCAACCACCACAGCAGCAGAAAUGGAAGGUGGACGACGCAGGUAACGGAGCAGCUGCGGUGCCUGAAGCCACGGUGAAUGCGGAAGGGGGCAACGUCUGCUCCGGACCUGGAUCCGCCUCGUACGACAAGCUGCGAAGUGCCUUGCAGCAGAUAGCGUCCUGGGACCUGCAAUCCUGUCGUACAAACGUACCGCAGUGGGCUCCCUGGAGCGAGCAGGCAGCGAUGCAGCUUGCGAGCCGCGGAGCGCCGCCGCCGCCGCUGCCAGAUCCACCGCCACUGCCUAGUCGGUCGCCGUCGCCGCCGCUGCGACCGCCGCCCUCCAGCUCACCGCCAUCACAGCCACCACCGCCGCCGCCGUCACCGCCGCCGCCGUCACCGCCGCCGCCGCCGCUUGACCCACUACCGCCGCCGCCGCCGCCACCCCUGCCGGCGGUAGACGAGCAGCACGCACCGCCACAAGAGCUACACCCGCAACUAUUGCAGCGGCAAGCACUGCCAGGGGUGCUGGAGCCGUCACUAGAGCGGACUGGAGCGCGGAAGUCGCGUUGGGGAUCUGCUGGGGAAAUCACGCAGGACGGCCCUUCUAAGGACCUGCGCCGCCAGGGGGAGCAGAGGCCGGAGCAGCAAGAACAACAAGAGGAGGGGUAUCAGAGACAGCAGCCGGGGCACCGUCGCUCCCUUGCUGCUCCUGAAGUUGAGGGGGAUGCGGCCGGCUUGCAUCCGUGUCACGUCCAGGCCGACGCAGCGGCUGCAGUGCUGCAGUCGGUGUCCCCGGAGGAAGCGGCGGCGGUGCUGAAAGCGGCCCUAGCAGCAGCCAAAGCUGCUGCUGCUGCUGCUGCUGCCGCUCCAGCGGCUCCAACGGCAGAGGCUGAGCCGUCCUCUCUAGCCCAACCUGCAGCCGGCACCGGUGCAGCUGUCAGCGGGGAUACCGGUAGUCCCGCUGGGUCUGCUAGGAGCGCUGCUGCGGCGGCGGAUACUGCUGCGGAUACCGCUGCGACUGGUGCUGCUGCUGGCAACGCCCCGGCUGGUGCUGGCGUCAAAGCUGUAGUAGUGCCCCGGCUAAAGCUGCCGGAUCCCAGCGACAGCAGCAAACACAGCCCGGUAGCUAACGGCGGUACGACAACGAGCCGUAAGCGGUGUCGGGAAGCGACUCAGGACGGACCUGCGGGCGGGAAAGAGGAGCAGAAGGACGGCGAGGGGAAGCGGCAGCCGCCCCUGUCAUCGUCGGCGUCAGGAUUGCAGCCCGGAAAGGGCCGCAGCGGGAGUAGCACUGCUCGCAGGGCAUCUCCGGAGGAUGUGGGGCGGAAUGUGCGGCGCAGG